Molecule: messenger RNA, 2988 nt
Organism: Clupea harengus (Atlantic herring)
Lineage: Eukaryota; Metazoa; Chordata; Actinopteri; Clupeiformes; Clupeidae
Gene: syne2b
Product: nesprin-2-like
Exons: 16
Coding region: 1-2988 (995 amino acids)
Molecular function (GO): protein binding
Source: RefSeq, a predicted model, not a curated record
AUGUCCCCCGUCAAACACACACACAUGUCCCCCCUGCCAGGCUCCAGGCGCUUGCUGCUGGGGGCUCAGCCCAGUAAAGAGGCACCUUCAGCGGACGCUCAGCCCCCAGAGCCCCCUCCUCAGGAGCCAGAAGCCCCUGGAGGUGAAGCCUGGGGCUCUGGUAGAGCCCUCCCCGCCCCCGGAGUGCUCCAUGCCUGCCGUGAGCGGGCGGAUCAGCUGGAGGAGUGGCUGGAGAGGGCCCAGGGCUGCCUGCAGGGACACGCGCCGCCGGACACUAGCAUGCAGCACAGCGUGGAGGAACAGCUCCUCUCCUGUCAGACGAUGUUCCAGGAGAUAGAGCAGAAGGUCUCCAGUCUGUCUGUCGUGAGCAGUGAGGAGCAGGAGGAGGCGCACCAGGAGACGCAGCAGGAGGCCGAGGCGCUCUCCUCUAAACUCGAGGUGCUCAAGGAGAGCCUCGUCACCUUCCAGAUCAUUCUACAGGAGAAACACACGGAGGAGCAGAGUAUAUCAGCUGUGCUGUCCUCUUUGGGUCCUGAACUGGCCUGUCUGGGCUCAGACGUGUCUGGAGCUCUGGGUCCUGAUUCUGGUUCUGGAACUCUGGGUCCUGGUUCCGGUUCUGGAGCUCUGGGUGCUGAUUCUGGUUCUGGUCCCAGUGAGUGCUUGGCUCUGAUCCAGGAGCAUGUUGCUGAGGUCCAGGCGGCACUGAACACUUCACAGACCCAGCUGCAGGAGAGGCUGGAGACACACACACAGCUGCAGCGGCGAAUGAAAGAGCUGCAUGUUUCUGUGCUCACUAACCUCCCGGCUCAGCAACUCCCUCCCAACAACCUGCCUAACCUCCAGCGCCACCUACAGGUGGUUGCUGGGUUACAGCAGCAGCAUCAGGAGCAGGAGAGGAUGCUAGCAGCUCUGCGGAAGGAGGCGGAGUCAGAGGGGCUACCCUCUUGCCUAUCCCAGCAGGCCGUGCAGCUGGAGGCGGUGCUGGAGAGUGUGUGGCAGUCUCUGCAGAAGGGAGGUGGCGGUGUGUGUGAGGCAGUGGAGAAACAGAACCUCCUCAGACGACUGCUCCAGGGCCUCCGGAACCUUCUGCUGCUCGCCAGAGAAUGGCUCACACACACACCGCCCCUGGACACACACACACCAACCCAACUGCAGGCCCACAUCAACUCCGACACGAAGCUCUUCCUGUCUCUUCCCUCACACCUGCGGAUGCUGCAGCACCUGUCUGAGCGGAUGAGUGCUGCCGCCCCCUCUGGCUGGGAGGCUGAAGUGCAGGCGCUGGAGCAGGAGGUGUGUGAGGUGCAGAAGGAGGCGCUGGGGAGACGCAUCCACCUGCAUAAGAUACUACAGAUUUGGACUCAGUGGGAACACAAUUGUUCCUGGUUGGAAGACCGCCUGUCAGAGUUGGAAAAGCAGCUUCCCAAGAUGCACCUGGAGGAGGAGGAGGAAGAGGAGGAGGACUUACAAGAAAGAACAUCUGUCUAUGAGAGACUCCAGGCCGAGCUCCAGCAGUGCCACGCCCACAGUGACAUCAUCACUGAGCAUGCUCAGAGACUACAGCAAGAGGGCGUGGCCUCUCACACCGUGGGCGGGGCCACACAGGGGCCUCAGCUGCGAUUGGCCGCCUUACAGCAGAAGGUGGAUCAUGGGAGGAACAUGGUCCUCACAACCAGGAAGUUAUGGAACAAGUUUCACGGUGACUCUGUGGUGCUGGCGGAGUGGAUGGGCGGGGCCAGAGUGCGUCUGGACACCUGGAGAAGUCACAUGACCUUGGGCGAGGAGGACCCUGGGCACGCCUUCCUCCUCCUGCAGCAGUUCCAGGAGUUCUCCCGUGAGCUAGCGGUCCGCUCCGCCCUCAAAGCCUCCGUGCUCAGCAGCGGCACCCAGCUCGUGAUGCUCAGGGAGCGACAAUACACACACACCAUCGAGCUCACACACACCAUUGAGCUCACACACACAGGUGAACACACACACACCAGUACAGCCAUAGAUACCAGCGCCUCACCUGAGGAAGUCGCCAGCGAUGACCAACAAGACACGUCCUCCCUCACACACACUCCCUACACGUCCUCCCUCACACACACUCCCUACACACACACACACUCCCUCACACACACUCCCGUCCCCGCCGCCUUGUCCGCCCUGCAGGAGAAGCUGGAUCAGCUGGAGCAGAGUUGGACCGACCUGCUGUCGGAGGUCCCUGCAGUUCAGGAGAACGUCCAGCAGGUCCUGCUGGAGAGUGUGACUCCCCAGGAGCUGCUGGUGGAGGUCCGUGCCCAGCUCUGUGUGUUGGAGGCCGGGCUGAACCAGGAGACCUCCAGGACCGCCACACACCUCCAACCCCUCCUCCACACACACAAGGAUCUUCAGGCUGACGUGUCCGCCCAGCAGUUCCCAGUGGACGUCCUGAACCAGGCUGUUCUGCAGAUGGACUGUUCCGACACACACUCCCGCUACACACACAUUCAGUUCGCAGAAGAGCUGGGAGACCUCAACAACCGCUGGACCAAGCUGCAGAGCACACUCAACACACAGGUGCAGCAGGUGGAGCAGCUGCUUGAGGAGGGGACUGACCGGGAGGAAAAACUACACUUCCUGCUGCGCUGGGUCAAAGGUCAACAAGACUGGCUGCGAUUGGCCGAGAGGCCCAGCUGUCGCUCCGCUGCCGAGAGGAGCAUGAAGGAGUGUGAGUAUGGGAUGACCAGACCUCUUCCUAGACCUGGCCGUCCAGCCAAACUGAGCAAUCGUGGGAGAAGAGCCUUGGUGAGAGAGGUAAAGAAGAACCCAAAGAUCACUGUGGCUGAGCUCCAGAGAUGCAGUAGGGAGAUGGGAGAAAGUUCCACAAAGUCAACUAUCACUGAAGCCCUCCACCAGUCGGGGCUUUAUGGCAGAGUGGCCCGACGGAAGCCUCUCCUCAGUGCAAGACAUGAAAGCCCGCAUAGAGUUGGCCAAAAAACACAUGGAGGACUCCCAAACUAUGAGAAAUAA